This is a messenger RNA of Zerene cesonia (dogface butterfly), 1636 nucleotides long. Its product is annotated as transmembrane protein 19. The record is from RefSeq and is a predicted model, not a curated record. The coding region runs from base 485 to 1525 and encodes 346 amino acids. The transcript is spliced from 5 exons. Lineage: Eukaryota; Metazoa; Arthropoda; Insecta; Lepidoptera; Pieridae. Gene Ontology annotation, cellular component: membrane.
GACAUUUAUUUUAUCAUACAAAAAUAUGCAAAUUGUUGUGAAUUAGCUUAUAACAUUUUUAUAAAAUGCAAGCGACUUGUAAAGUGUAAACACAUAUGAAGCUCAGGGUUUCUAUAAUAAUAUAAAUAAAUUUUGUCGUUUAUGUAUACAGUAAAAAUAUACAAAUCGCAAAUCUGGGUGAUUAUCUCGCCUUGCAAAUGUUGCAUAGGUUUGAAGUACCACAAAAUUUGUUUACCUAUAUGAAAAAAAUUUGUUACCUUAAAUAGUAAUUAAAACUUGAGAAAAGACCCUAAUAAUACAUCUUACGGUAACCUUUAUAUUAUGAAGUGGCGAUAACCUUAAUUAAUGUACUUGCAACUUUGAACUUAUCUGAUUUAGAGGAGAGGAGUUUGUUAUCUGUGUUAUAAUUGAAGUAUAAACCAUAUAAUAGUCAAUACACAAUUAAUUAACAUCUGAUAUAUACAUUUGAAAUUGAAUCUCCACAAUGCAAGCUAAAGAAAAAUCACAUAUAGAGAAGGAAAAUAGAUUUAAACAUGAUCAUGUUUUAUCAGUUCUUAUGAUUGCUGUAGCAAUUCCACUUUCAAUGUCUUUUUGGAUAAUUAAUAUUUUUUAUACGAAAUUGACUCAUGAGGAAAGUUUUGAAGAUCUGUCUUCAAUAUCUCCAACAAGAUGGUUAGCAUCAUGUUUGAUUCCAAUACCAAUAUCAUUAUAUGGAUACAGAAGGAAGACAUUGAACCUUAGUGGUGCUCUUCUUGCUUUGGUUGUUGGAUUUGUACUUAUUUUAGCAAAUUAUUGUUUUUUGAUGACCUUAUUAACAUUUUUCUUAACAUCAUCAAAAGCAUCACAUUUUAGGCCCCAUUUAAAAAAAAAAUUUGAAGAGGAUUUUAAAGAAGGUGGUGAAAGGACAUGGGUUCAAGUGCUUUGUAAUGGAGGAAUGGCUACCCAACUUGCUAUACUAUACAUUAUUGAUGUGGGAUCAUCUGAAAGACCAAUUGAUUUUAAUAAAGAUUAUAGAGCAUCUUGGCUCAGCAUGGGUGUUCUUGGUGUCCUGGCAUGCUGUAAUGGUGACACAUGGGCUUCUGAACUAGGAACAGUUCUGUCAAAUUCUGACCCAUAUUUAAUUACAACAUUUAAAAAGGUGCCAAAAGGAACAAAUGGGGGAAUUAGUGUUAUUGGAACUAUAUUGAGUACAGUUGGUGGUCUUGUUAUAGGAUUGGCUCACUAUUUAUCUAUUCUGUAUUUUUCUGACAGAAUAUUGUUCACAUAUGCUCCACCCCAAUGGCCAAUAAUUAUGUAUGGUGCAAUUGGUGGUCUUCUAGGAAGUCUCAUUGAUUCACUCAUGGGGGCAACUUUGCAGUAUAGUGGUGUUGACAAGGAUGGGAAAAUUGUUUCCCACUCAAGAUUAUCUGUAAAGCAUAUAAGUGGAAGAAAUAUAUUGGAUAACAACAGCGUCAAUCUUAUGUCCACUGUUAUCAUGGGAUUGCUAAUACCUACUCUGAGUAAAAAUUUUUGGCCCAUAUCAUAAUUGUUGUGUUUAAUAUUUAAUUAUUAAUAUAAGUCUGAUACGUCCAUUUUCAAAGGCUGCAUUUUAUUGUUGACUUUUUAAUUUAAAUUGAAUAAAGAAUUGUAAUUAAAA